Gryllus bimaculatus (two-spotted cricket) is the source of this 576-nucleotide messenger RNA. The record is from the annotation of a GenBank genome assembly. NCBI's taxonomy places the organism in Eukaryota, Metazoa, Arthropoda, Insecta, Orthoptera, Gryllidae.
AUGCUCACUAGAUUGCAUUACGGCGGCGCGCGCGCGCGCAUUGCACGACCACGCGGUGCACGCGCGCUCAACUCCGCGCGCAAAUGGUGCUGGCGAGCGACAGUGUCGACGAGGAGGCGGCGCUGCGCAAGAAAGUGUCUGCGCUCGUCGACGCCCUCACCGAAGAGGAGAUCCUGCGCCAGUAACACGUUUUGCAGGCUGAGCCAGGGACGAAUUGAAGUAUUUCCCGCCUUGGGCGUGGUUCUCUCUCACGUAUGUGUUGUUUCGAAGGGCCUCGCGAGUGUGUUAAUGCCUAGUGUAUGGAGUAACGGGCACUGUGCGAUAUCGCGGAGGAGAUGCACUGUAGCAAAGGGCCAGUGGUUUGCGGCAGGAGCAAGGCGUGGUGAAGAAGUUGAGCAGGAGCACGUGUUGGUGGUGAUAGGAAGAUUCGCAGUGCUGGGGCGGCCGGAGUACGAGCGCGCGCGCUCCAAGGAGGUGCGCACCGACGACCUGCGGCCGCGCCUGCUACAUCCCUCGGUGAGCGCCCCUGGCAAAGGCAGGCUGCGUACCUUGGAGCACGUUUCUUGCAAGAAGUAG